Messenger RNA from Ylistrum balloti, 1425 nucleotides. Its product is annotated as sialate O-acetylesterase-like. Gene Ontology annotation, molecular function: sialate O-acetylesterase activity. The coding region runs from base 37 to 1425 and encodes 462 amino acids. The record is from RefSeq and is a predicted model, not a curated record. NCBI's taxonomy places the organism in Eukaryota, Metazoa, Mollusca, Bivalvia, Pectinida, Pectinidae. Gene Ontology annotation, biological process: carbohydrate metabolic process. The transcript has 8 exons.
UCGACUUUUAAAUUUGCUUCCUAUUACACCGACCAUAUGGUGCUGCAACAAGGAGCUAGUGGAGCGAUCGUGUGGGGAACAUCCUCCCACUUAGGGGACACGGUUCAGCUGUUUCUGAAUGGUCAUAAGGUCUCUGAUGAUGUUGUCACACAAAACGCAUCAGGGGUUAUGACAUGGAUAGGAAAAGUAGCGGUCACUGGUAACAAUUAUGGUCCUUAUACUUUAUCUGCAAAAUCAAGUGAAGGGACGAUAACCCUACAUGACGUGAUGUUCGGUGAUGUGUGGGUAUGCUCUGGACAGAGUAACAUGGAAUUUGGCGUGUAUGGAUUGCUCAACGCUAGCGCAGAGUAUGUAGAGGCUUCUAGUUACAGCAAUAUCCGUUUAUUCAAAGCACAACAUGCACAGUCUGGGAUUGAACUACAAGAUUUCAAUGUGAAACCUGCUUCGCAUUGGACUACUGCUCAAGGAAACCUGGGUGGUUUUUCGGCUGUGUGUUGGUUAUUUGGAAAACAAAUGUCGUCACAAUUCAAAUAUCCAAUCGGAUUAAUCGAGUCGAAUUGGGGUGGAACGAAAAUUGAAUGGUGGUCUUCGACGUCUGCCUUAAGUCAAUGUUCUCAUUCCGGAAAAAGAAACAUCCAUAACUCUGAUCUGUGGAAUGCAAUGAUGCAUCCUCUGACUCGAAACACAAUUUAUGGCGCUAUCUGGUACCAAGGGGAGGCAAAUGCUGGACGGCCUGAUUUGUAUAGUUGUCAGUUCCCAGCUAUGAUAAACGACUGGAGACAAAAAUUUAGCUCGGCAUCCCUUCACACAACGUCAGCAGAAUUUCCAUUUGGAUUUGUACAGCUGGCACCUUGGAGAACAGGAGAGGAAAAUAAAGGGUUUCCGUCUCUGAGAUGGGCCCAAACAGCACAUUAUGGGAAAGUACCAAACGCGAAGAUGCCAAAUACAUUCAUGUCUGUGACUAUAGACCUACCAGAUUUUACUUCCCCAUACGGCAGCAUACACCCACGUUUCAAACAGGAUGUGGCUUCCCGUUUGGCAUUGUCAGCACUCGGUGUAGCGUACCAUCAGUCUGGACUGGAAUUUGAAGGUCCUUAUCCGUCAGACUACCAUUUGACAGGACACUCUCUAAACAUAGAAUACGACCAAGGACGAACGCCCAUUAGAGUGAACGAUAACGUUACUAACUUUGAGGUUUGUUGCUCUACUACAAUAUGCGAUAAAAACAACGGAAAUUGGUUACCAGCACCUGUGGCAUCACACGAUAUAUCGUCUGUAACACUCAGUACGAGUCGGUGUGGCCAAACGACCGUCUCCGCUGUCCGAUAUGCGUGGCGAGAAAGCCCAUGUGAGUUCAAGAAGUGUGCUGUGUACGGAAGGGAUACAGACCUCCCGGGGCCACCAUUCUACAACAGUUUCCUUUGA